Molecule: messenger RNA, 225 nt
Organism: Periconia digitata
Lineage: Eukaryota; Fungi; Ascomycota; Dothideomycetes; Pleosporales; Periconiaceae
Source: the annotation of a GenBank genome assembly
UGCUAUCAUGUCCUGGCGGUUGACAUGACCCGUCGUGUCUCGUAUAGUCUCUCUCUCUAUCUCUCUCUCUCUCUCUCUCUCUCUCUCUCGAGACCCAGACAGUGCCAGACACUGUUGGUCAACCCUCUCACCAUUUUACAUCUUCCCAUCUCGCGUUUUCACCAUAGCACAUCUUCAACUUUCUCUCACAUACUGCUCUCACACAUAUGUAGUUUCCAAUGCUGA